AUGUCGAGCCGACAAAGCAAGGCAGAGAAGCUCAAGAAACUAGAAGAGCUCAAACGCGCGCGAGAGGGUGGCAAACGGGAGUACAAGAUCGAGGAUGACAGUAGCAUCUACGACGAAGUGACCGAGAACGAGUACAAGACAAUAGUGAAAGGACGGCUCGCUCGGGACGACUUUGUGGUCGAUGACGGGUUUAGCGGCUAUGUAGACACGGGUGUAGACGACUUCGAGGAGGCGGGGGACGUCGAGGAGGACGAGGAGGAACGCCCUAAGAAUAAGUCGAAGAAGGCGAAGGCGGAUCCGAAGGGCAAGGCGAAGGCCAAGCCGAAGCCUCCACCACCUGCAGUCACACCCUCGAUUAGCGCAUACCGCCCGGCAGUGUCUGUCGAGAAGGAGGACACCUUCAUGCAGAGUCUUCUGGGGUCUAUGGACACGAUCGUCACGACGCCCGCUCCGAAGACUCGCAAGCGGAAGCCAGAACCUGAUCCCGUAUACGACGACCGCGACUCCUCACCGGAGCCAUACGCCCCUGCCCGCCGUUCGCGCUCCAAAGGGUCCGGAUACGGCUACGGCAGCACGGACCCGGACACCUCGGACAACUACUUCGACGAUCCCGUCGGGGCGUCCAGCGGGGACGACUUCGUCGUGAGCCCGAGGAAGAAGCCGAAGACGGAGACCCCAGGCAUCACGCCCGCAAUAGACCGUAUCGCGAAGCUCGACAUGCAGGGCGGAAACGAGACGGAGAGUUCGUUCGACGAUAUUGACAUGGACGCGUUCAUGGACGUAGACGACGACUUUGAUUUCAGCGCAAAGCCGGUCUCAAAGGCGAAGAUAGAGGUCGACGCGGAAGCAAAGCCGCUCAAGCCUCUCAACGGGAACGCUGCCAAGCCAGACGUCAAGAAGAAGCUGGACGACAACCCGUCAUGGCUAUCUGUUUACGAUUCGCUCACCGUCACCGGCGAUGAUUCCUUCGGUCCAGCUGCGUCGACCAAUGGCGCUACCCGUACGCCUGCCCCUUCCAAUAUCUCAGUGCUCGAAGAGGACGGCUCGCUCCGAUUCUACUGGCUUGAUUACCUCGAGCACGACGGGAGGCUCUACUUCAUUGGCAAGACGCAGGACAAGAAGACGAAGGUGUGGGUCUCGAUCUGCGUCACCGUGGAGAACCUCGAGCGGAACCUCUUCGUCCUCCCGCGCGAGCGCCGGAUGGAGGAGGACGAGUACACGGGCGAGAUGUACGAGACGGACGUCGUGCCGACCCUGGGGGACAUCUAUUCGGAUUUUGACAAGCUGCGGCAGAAGGCAAGGAUUGGGAAGUUCAAGGCGAAAUUCGUAAAACGCAAGUAUGCGUUUGGGGAGAAGGACGUGCCAAGGGAGGAGCGAGACUGGUUGAAGGUUGUGUACCCCUUUACUGAGCCCCAGCUUCCGAAUAACGCAUCGAGUCCGAACUUCUCGAGGAUAUUCGGGACGAACACAAGCGCGUUUGAGCUGCUGGUCCUGAAGCGCAAGAUCAUGGGCCCGUGCUGGUUGCAGAUCAAGCAUCCGGAGAUCGACAACAAGGGUGUUUCUUGGUGCAAGGUCGAGGCGACCGUCUCCGAUCCCAAGGACAUAAACCCUUUCGCGGAAACUGACGAUGACGCGCCUAAGGAGACACCACCGCUCACGAUAGUCUCACUCAGCUUGCGAACCGUUGUUAACCACCGGGAGAACAUCCGAGAGAUCGUCUGUGCGACCUCUCGGAUUUGGUCGAACACGAACAUCGAUGACCCUACACCACCCGAGGCACUGCCAUGCACAGUCCGGACGUUCGUGAGACCUCUUGAUCGCUUCCCAGCGAAUUUCGAGGCACGCGCCAGCAACAACGGCAAGGGUGUCAUCUCUCCUAUGAAGAACGAACGUAUGCUCCUUAAUAACUUGCUCGUGACCUUGCACAAGGCUGACCCGGACGUCAUUGUGGGGCAUGAGUUCCUCGGCGUGUCGUUGGACGUCCUGCUACAUCGAAUGCGGGAGCUCAAAGCGGAUCACUGGUCUCGCAUUGGUCGCUUCCGACGGUCGAAGUGGCCUAACAUUGGCCGCCAAGGAACCAAUCUACGCUUCUUGAGCGGUCGCCUUCUGUGCGACCUUGCAAGUGAUGGCGCGAAGGGCAUGAUCACCUCCACGACGUGGUCGCUCACUGAGAUGUGCAAGACGCAUCUCAAAAGCGAUCGGCAGGAGAUCGACUUUGACGACACCGCGAACUACUUCGACGGCAGCGUUAGCUCACCAGAGCCACUCCUCAACUUCGUUCGGCACUGCGAGCUCGACGCACAUUACCAAAUGGCGCUGGCGUCGAAAGUUCAGCUGCUUCCUCUGACGCGACAAUUGACCAACCUCGCGGGCAACUCCUGGAACAAGACCCUCAACGGAGGCCGUGCAGAGCGGAAUGAGUACAUUCUCCUGCACGAAUUCCACCGGCUCAAGUAUAUCUGUCCCGAUAAGCUGUACGGCAAGAAGGCCGCGACGGCGAUGAAGGCGGAGAAGGAAGAGAACGAGGAUGGCGAGGGCGCUACCAAGACGACCAAGAGCAAAAGGGACAAGUACAAGGGCGGUCUCGUGUUCGAGCCGAAGCGCGGCCUGUGGGACAAGUACAUCCUCGUCAUGGAUUUCAACUCGCUGUACCCGAGCAUCAUUCAGGAGUACAACAUCGAUUUCACGACCGUUGAACCUGCCGAGGAGGAUGAGGGUGGUGAGGAGAAGAUCCCCGAGCCACCAAGUUCGCAGGUCGACCAGGGAGUUCUACCGCGUUUGAUUGCCACCCUCGUCAAUCGACGUCGAGCAGUCAAGGCUUUGAUGAAGGACAAGAAGGCGACACCGGCUCAGCUACUCCAGUGGGACAUCAAGCAGAUGGCCUUGAAGCUGACGGCCAACAGUAUGUACGGUUGUCUCGGUUUCGAGUACUCCCGGUUCUACGCUCGUCCUCUCGCCGCCUUGACGACGUUCAAGGGCCGCGAGAUUUUGACACACACCAGAGAGCUCGCUGAGAGCAUGCAACUUGAUGUCGUCUAUGGAGACACAGACUCUGUCUUCGUCAACUCGAACGUGACCGACCUGGCAGAAGCCCUCAAGAUCUCCGCGGAAUUCAAAAAGGCCGUCAACGACCGAUAUAAACUACUUGAGAUCGACCUCGACGGCAUCUUCAAGCGUUUGCUGCUCUUGCAAAAGAAGAAGUACGCAGCUGUCAAGGUCGAGGAUAGCACCCGCACGUCGACUGAGGUCAAGGGUCUCGACAUGAAGCGUCGUGAAUACUGUGCUCUAUCCAAGACUGUCUCUGGUUAUGUUUUAGACCAGAUUCUGUCCGGCGAAGCCACGGAGACUGUCGUGGAGAACAUUCACGAGUACCUCGUUACUAUUGGGCAGCAGGUCCGUGCCGGCAAGAUCAAGCUGGAGGAGUUUAUCAUCCACAAACGUUUGGGCAAGAACCCAGAGGACUACCCCGAUGCGAAGAGCCAACCUCAUGUGCAAGUCGCUUUGCGUAUGAAAGCCAAAGGAGGUACUGCACAUGCUGGAGACGUCAUUCCGUAUAUCUUCUGCCUCGGCGAGGGUGGGGAGACGGCGAAGUCCGCCCAGGCGGACAGGGCGAGGUCACCUGAGGAAAUCCGUCGAGAAAGCGACAAGUACAAGAUAGACUACGAGCACUACUUGUCGCAACAAGUCCUCCCACCUAUUGAGCGUCUGUGCGAACCCAUAGAGGGCACGGACCGUGCGCGGCUGGCAGAGUGCUUGGGCCUGGAUCCCAACCGCUAUCGUACUGCCGGCACUGGGGAGUCAGAAGAGAGAUACUUCGGGACACUCGAUUCGCUCAUGUCCGACGCGCAGCGGUUCCAGGAUGCAGACGCUUUCCAGGUCCAUUGUCGCUCUUGUCAGAAUGUCGUGCCCUUUGCUCCCGUCAGCGAUCGCGAGAAAUCUCACAUCCGAUAUUCCGGUCUUGUAUGCCCACAAUGCCGCGCCGCAGUCAGCAUUGCGAGUGUGCAGACACAGCUUGAAGUUCAGAUUCGGGAACAUAUCGCAAAGUACUACGAGAGCUGGACGAUCUGCGAUGAUGCAACCUGUGGCAAUCGGACACGCAUGAUGGGGGUGUACGGUCGUCGGUGCUUGCGACCAGGAUGUAGAGGCACCGUUGCCUUUGAGUAUUCGGAUGCACAAUUAUACAAUCAGCUGCGUUACUAUUUUUCUUUGUUUGACAUCAAGAAGGCGCUUGAGGCCGCUACCGGUGCUACGAAGGAUGACCUUCAAACACUCGGCCAUCUACCGCAGGGCAUCUGCGAUCAACUAAGGGAGGUGGUCGAAAGGUACCUCAACCAGUGUGGACGUCGCUGGGUGCAGAUGAGCGCUUUGUUUUCUUUUAUGAAGUUGUGAUUGCUCUGUUUUACGUGCUCGUUUGGAUAUCGUUGUGUACUAUUUACUCUCUUCGCUGUUGUAUCGCUAUCAUUGCAGUCCGUCUGAAAU
Dichomitus squalens LYAD-421 SS1 is the source of this 4479-nucleotide messenger RNA. Its product is annotated as DNA polymerase alpha catalytic subunit. The transcript has 18 exons. The record is from RefSeq and is a predicted model, not a curated record. Lineage: Eukaryota; Fungi; Basidiomycota; Agaricomycetes; Polyporales; Polyporaceae. Gene Ontology annotation, molecular function: DNA replication origin binding; single-stranded DNA binding; purine nucleotide binding. Gene Ontology annotation, biological process: DNA replication; leading strand elongation; lagging strand elongation. The coding region runs from base 1 to 4389 and encodes 1462 amino acids. Gene Ontology annotation, cellular component: alpha DNA polymerase:primase complex.